This is a messenger RNA of Melitaea cinxia (Glanville fritillary), 1142 nucleotides long. RefSeq lists its product as uncharacterized. NCBI's taxonomy places the organism in Eukaryota, Metazoa, Arthropoda, Insecta, Lepidoptera, Nymphalidae. The transcript is spliced from 5 exons. The record is from RefSeq and is a predicted model, not a curated record. The coding region runs from base 1 to 726 and encodes 241 amino acids.
AUGGAUAACACUAAUCAAGAAACCAAAAAAUGUUAUUGUGCCCGAUGUUUUCUCCCAAUAAAUUCAGAAGAUAAGGUUGAUAUUGAAGAUCAGAAUUUCCACAGAAUCUGUAGUAUGUGCUGUGUUUGUCGUACCAUACCAAACUCAUUAAAAAUGUUUUACGGGCACGUAUUUUGUAAUGACUGUUUUAAAAUCCACGUGAUGUCAAGGUUUAAGAAUGACAACCCUCAGAUGACCUCCAAUAGCUGGUGGACGCAAGACGCCCCAGGACCUCAACCUCAAGAAAGUGAAAAUAAAAUAAACGAAGGUAAAAUAAAAUCACCAAAGCGUUUUAUAUGCGCUCGGUGCUUGCAAUCGGUGGAAGAGAACCACAGAGUUACGAUUGGUGAUCAGAGCUUUCACGGGCAAUGUGCUAAGUGCUAUUUCUGCCACAAAGUCCCAACAUCAAAUUUGAAAAUAUACUACGGCCAAGUAUUUUGUGAGGAAUGUUUCCACCGCAACGUUCUCAAUCGCAACCAAGACAAUCCAUCUGAAUUCUUUAAGAACUGCUUCGAGCAGUGGCAAAAUAACGCCCAGUUCGCUGAGAGCAUGAGGGAAUUUAUGUCUGGUAAUAAGGACACGACGCCCUUCAUAUUCAUGAUGCAAGGACAUCAGCCCCCGUUCUGUCGAUGUGGUACUGGUCCUAAAGAGUGGUGUCAACAAAAUGAACCUCGUAAAUGUGCGUAAGCGCUGAUAAACGAAAAAUAUUUACAGCUGCUACACUAAACACACCAUUUUUGGUGCAAGAUUUCAUCGAAAACUCCAUUUUCAAUGGAAAAAAUAUAGAAAAUUCAUUACCCGUUGAUGGAUCAGCAAAUCAAAAGAAUUUUAAUACGGAGGCAGCUGAAAAAAUUGAAAAAUUAACAAAAUAUCUACAUAACAGAGGCAUGCGACAAGAUGUCGACAAAGCAUGGGAAUUUGUAGAGAAAAAGUCAAAAAAUGUCACUUCCUCUCAUUGGACAAAUUUACAAAAUAAUAAGCUAAAUUCAUUCGAAUGUCCGAAAUGUUUGUGGCAAUGUGGCACUAUUUACGUUGAUCAUAAAAUUUGGAAGCAACUAUUGUUUGCGAAUAUAGACAAGUUUGAAUAAAUUGUGUUGUCAACA